AUGCAAUUCUCCAAAAUCCUCGCCGUAGUCGUCCUGCCCGUUUCCAUGGUCCUCGCUGUCCCCGUGGACCAGGAGAGCACCGGCCUCGAAGCGCGAGGCUGCAAGUGGAAAAACUGCGACGAAUGCCAUGAGAGAGACGAGUACUGUGUUUUCUGCGACAAUGGCGGUGGCAUUUUCCAGUCGCUCACACCCCGCAAACUCAUGCAGGGCCCCCCGAGAGCGGGGGGCAGCGUCCCCGCGGGUCCGCCCACGAUCUAA
Messenger RNA from Aspergillus candidus, 258 nucleotides. RefSeq lists its product as uncharacterized. The transcript is spliced from 3 exons. Bases 1 to 258 code for a protein of 85 amino acids. NCBI's taxonomy places the organism in Eukaryota, Fungi, Ascomycota, Eurotiomycetes, Eurotiales, Aspergillaceae. The record is from RefSeq and is a predicted model, not a curated record.